CUCGUUUCAUCACUUUAUCUUCACGAAGGUAUCCGAAGCAAGACGAAGGCAGUUCCAGGAUAGAAAUUUUGUAACUCAGUUCGUGAAUAAGAGAAAGAAACAAUGUCAAACGAAGAAAGAGUGAUAAAUUUCUUUCCGGGGCCUUCGGCGCUCCCAGCUGAGGUACUUCAAACAGCUGCAAAAGAAAUGCUCAACUACAAGGGUCUUGGCUAUGGUGUCAUGGAGAUGAGCCAUCGUUCCAAAGAGUUUGUGCAAAUUUGCGACAAUGCGGAACAAGACAUCAGAGAUUUAAUGUCUAUUCCAGACAACUACAAGAUCAUGUUCCUGCAGGGAGGGUGCACUGGCAUGUUUGCUGCUGUUGCCCUGAACUUUCUAGAAGAAGGGAAAUCAGCAGAUUAUCUAGUUACUGGCACAUGGUCUGACAAGGCGGUGAUUGAGGCUGAAAAGUAUGGGAAAGUCAACAGAAUUUUUCCAAAGCAGAGCAAAUACACAACAAUCCCGCCCAAAUCAGAAUGGAAAUUUAACAAAGAUGCAUCAUAUGUCUACUAUUGCUCCAAUGAAACUAUUGGUGGGAUUGAGUUUCAUGAUAUUCCUGAAACAAAUGGUGUCCCAUUGAUCUGUGAUAUGUCAUCUAACAUCAUGACAAGGAAAUUUGAUGUGACAAAGUUUGCUUGCAUUGUUGCCGGUGCACAAAAGCUUUUGGGUCCAGCUGGUGUCGCCAUUGUCAUUGUGCGAGAAGACAUGCUUGGUAAAGAAAGAAAGGAGUGUCCAACAAUUUGGAAUUUCAAGAAACAAGUUGCAAUGGAGUCGAGACUUAACACCCCACCUUGCUACAGUAUUUACAUUACUGGUUUGGUCUUAAACUGGAUGAAACGACAAGGGGGAGUUCAAACUUUUGAAGAAAGAAACGCAAGGAAAGCGAAACUAUUUUAUGAUACUAUGGAAAACUCUAAAAGCUUCUACAGCGCUAUUAUCGACCCCUGUGCAAGAUCAAGAGUAAAUAUUCCAUUCCGAGUUGGACAAGGAGAUGAAAAUCUUGAAAGCAAGUUUGUGGCAGAGGCCAAAAGUCAAGGUCUUGAUGGACUGGCAGGUCACAGGUCCGUUGGCGGUUGUCGAGCUUCAAUUUACAACACACUGACCUAUGAGGAUGUGGAACGGUUAACAGGAUUCAUGAAAGAAUUCCAACUGACUAAUCAAAAUUAAAUCGACCGAAUGAAACCGGACUAGUUUAGAAAGUAUCCGAGUUAAAAAACCGGAUGGAUCUAAGAAGCAACCGGGUAAAAUAUCAAGAGACCGGAUGAUUCUAAGAAGCAAACGAACAUUUAUUUAGAAGUCGGAUAUAUAUUUAUAUUAUAAAAAUAGAGUUAUCGCGUAAUAUUGUUUUGUGGGUGAGACUGGGUAGACCGGACUAGUUGCGAAUUAUCAAGGUAUGCUUUGGUGUAGUUGCUUCAUGAGCCUAACCUACCAACUGCGAUCGAGCUUCCUCGUUCUAUGCCAAAUUUUAUCAACGAUACCCCAUAGGUCCCCAUAAUCGCAGGAGAAUUCCUUGGAAAGUUCUAGGUGUCCGGCCCGGAAAAGAAAUUUCUAGAAACCGGUUUUUAGGUUCAGAUUUUAUUGUAUCCGGGUAGCUGAUGAACUCUGCAUGCUUGUAAAGCAGUCUCUUGAUUUUGCUUAAAGAGAUUUUACGUCACAUUUCCAGACACGGUGGCCUAAAAGACGGAUCACAUACGAUAGCCGUUCAAACGGAUUUUGGUUAGCCUAAACUGGGUCCGCAGAAUAGAUGCUUGAGUUAACUGUUUUAUUGUAAGGUAUUUAUACGUAUUUAACCGUUUUACGAAGGUUAGUUUGUAGCUCUAUUCAUUAUCGUGGGCAACGCUGUUUGAAGCCGUUGUGUUAGCUUUCUGUAUGGGGAAGAGGUUUCAGCGUAUUGUUAAAAGGGAGUCUUUAUUUAAAACUAUUUCUUUUUGCUUUGUAUGUUAAAGGGUACCUUCACAUUGCUUGGAAGAAAAUUUGUUGACUUUAAGUUGUGUAUUAAACAGGGGUUAAUGCGGUUGUAAACAUCCCACGAGCCAACAUUUUCAGACUUAAUAGGGUUCAACCAUACUGCUUUAAGUAGGGGCAGCGAUGUGCCAUCCAAGGACUGUGGCGGAGGGCUAAACAUUUUGGGGGGCUAAACAUGCUAAAAACAAGAAAAAGGCGAAGUUGUGUUUGGUUAAAGUACAUUCUGGAGAUUUUUGGGCGGGGGCUGAAGCCCCCUUAGCCCCCCGCUUCCGCGGUCCUUGGUGCUACCCCCUUGUUAGGUCCCUGGCAUCCCCUCUCUUAAGUCGAUGCCCUCCUGUUAGGGUAUCAAAUAUACUGUCACUCGCUUAAAGUAUAGAAUUCUGUGGGGUCAUUGCAUCUCGAAGUUUUAUAACCAUAAACUGUUAUUAUAGAUUUAUAUUAAACAUGUUAAGAAAGCAAAUUGGCAGAAUUUAAUGGUUGUCAAAAAACGAUAGAAAUUGUAUACUUUAGAAUCACUUUGUUUAAUCUAUGUUGCAUAAAUUAAUUUUAAGUUCUUUAUAAAAGUAAUCAUUUACUGUUUUUUAUUUUUGGA
This is a messenger RNA of Rhopilema esculentum, 2593 nucleotides long. RefSeq names its product phosphoserine aminotransferase. Gene Ontology annotation, biological process: L-serine biosynthetic process. The record is from RefSeq and is a predicted model, not a curated record. Gene Ontology annotation, molecular function: pyridoxal phosphate binding; O-phospho-L-serine:2-oxoglutarate transaminase activity. Gene Ontology annotation, cellular component: cytoplasm. Lineage: Eukaryota; Metazoa; Cnidaria; Scyphozoa; Rhizostomeae; Rhizostomatidae.